GCGUGCGUGUGUGCGUGUGUGCGUGCGUGCGUGCGUGUGCGUGUGUGCGCGUGUGUUCGCUAACAUCACUUGCCCCUACAGUCUGUUAAGGCUUUAUGGGGGAUCUUUAUCUGUGCGUGCGGUCGGGUGGCCGCCGAUGGGUCGGCCGCGUGGCAGUGCGCUGCCGGCACCACCGCCACUCGAAGUGUUCACCUGGCGACCCGGUGGGGGUGGGGAAGCAAGCCACCGGGCGGUGAACCCGUGCGAUGACGGGAGCCACAACUGCGACUACGCGGACCGCUCGCGCUGCGUCGCCACGGGGCCCGCAGCCUUCCGCUGCGAGUGCCUCGCAGGAUACACGGGCAACGGACGGGUGUGCACCGACGUGGACGAGUGUGCCGCGAGCCGCUGCGACUCCCACGGCGUCUGCUACAACUCCCCCGGCUCCUUCUCGUGCCGCUGCAACCCGGGCUACGAGGGCGACGGCUUCCAGUGCAGCCCCGCGCAGCACGGCGGAGGCGGCGGGAAGUCGACUUGUGAGCGGUGGCGCGACAGCCUCGUGGGCUCCGCGGGGGGCGCCGCUCUGCUCCCCCGCGGGCCCCGCCCCGUGGGCCACUACGUGCCGCAGUGCGCCGGCGACGGCGCCUUCCUGCCCGUGCAGUGCCACCACGGCACGGGCUACUGCUGGUGCGUGGACGCCGAGGGCCAGGAGCAGGCGGGCACGCGCACGCCGCCCGGCACCGAGCCGCCCUGUCUCCCGACUGCCGCCCCCCCCGUGGUGCGCCCGACGCACCGCCCGGACGUCGUGCCGCCCCCUCCCGGCACGUCGCUGAUCUUCGCGCAGGGGCAGCUGCUGAGCAGCGUGCCGCUCGACGGCACGGCGCUGCGCAAGGAGCAGGCGCGCGCCGUGCUCGUGCUGCACGGCACGAUCGUGGUGGGCGUCGCGCACGACUGCGUGGAGAACAAGGUCUACUGGACGGACAUCGCCACCCGCGCCAUCAGCCGCGCCAGCCUGCACGGCGGGGAGCCCGAGGUCAUCGUCCGCACCGAUCUGCGGAGCCCCGAGGGCCUCGCCAUCGACCACCUGGGCCGCAACGUCUUCUGGACGGACUCGGGCUCCGACCGCAUCGAGGUGGCGCGCCUCGACGGCUCCCACCGCCGCGUGCUCUUCGACACGGGGCUCGUCAACCCCCGGGCCAUCGUAGCCGACCCCAGCCGAGGGCUGCUGUACUGGACCGACUGGAAUCGCGAGUCCCCCAGGAUCGAGACGGCCAACAUGGACGGCACGGGGCGCCGGGUGCUCGUCGGAGACGACCUGGGACUGCCCAACGGACUCACCUUUGACCCCUACUCCCACCAGCUGUGCUGGGCCGAUGCCGGCACCCGUCGUCUCGAGUGCAUGCUGCGGGGCCAGGGCCCACGACACCGCUUCCUCGAGGGCCUCCAGUACCCGUUCGGCAUCGCCGCCUACGCCGACCACCUCUACUACACCGACUGGCGCCGCGACGCGGUGGUCGCGGCGUCGCAGGGGCAGCAGACGGACGAGCACACGCCCACGCAGCGCUCUCACCCCUACGGCAUCGCCACCGUCUACCCGCAGUGCCCCCCAGGUCAGAACCACUGCUCGGCAAACAAUGGCGGCUGCACGCACUUGUGCCUGGCCACGCUCGGCGGACGCACCUGCCGUUGCCCUGACAACGUCGUUGGCGUCAGCUGUCAGGAGCGCAACUAGAGGCAGCUACCGGUCAUGCCCUCUGACCCCCCCCCCACCCCUCUCCUCUCAACUCACCCCCACCCACCCCAUCAUCACUUGACCCUGACCCCUUAAUUUGACCUCAAAGCCAUGAACCUCUUUAACACACGAUCCCAUUCCGAGCCUCGCCCGCCGUUUUCGUUCAUUUUUUUGGACCGGGAUUUUUUGGUCAGAAAGUGUGGGGGGGGGGGGGGGGAACGGGCAGGAGGAGGGUGAGGAGGUUUCAAGGGACCGUCGCCACCCGUGGCGCGUCCCAACGCUCCCGGAGACCCAUGGGGAUCACCGCGGUCAAGACGAGCAUCGACGCGUCGCCCAUCUCCCGCUCUUCAGCCCAGUGGCGGAAAUUCCACCGUUCACACGGCGGCUGGCGUGUCCCUUCCCCUUGGGUGGCGCAACCGCUGUCGACUCGCUCGCACGGUGGCGCUCACUCUUAUCGACUCGAGGGAAUGACAGACUCGGGGGGGGGGGGAACGAAACGGGGAAUGACUCUGCAGAAUGACGCGGUGCGUGUGCGUGUGUGUGUGUGCGUGUGCCCGGCUAUCACCCUGAUUAUAAUCACGAUUAUUAUUAUUAUUAUAAUUGCAAAUAUUAUCGUUGUGUGUCAUGAAUAUUAUUGUAGCCAAACGGUGGGUGCUAAUCCCGUUUUGAGUUGCCCUCCAAACCGCCCCACCUCCACACCCCCCCCCCCUCUUCUUUUUCAAUUUAUAAACUCCAAGCGCGUUGGUAGAAGAGAGAUUGCAGAUAAGAUUGGGAGGUGAGAGAAAUUCAUUGGUUUGAAAUGUUAACGAACUCGCUUUCUCAGCACGUGAGUCUGAGCUGAUAUUUUAACGCACCCUAAUAUUAUAAUAUUUUUUUAAAAUCAUGAGCCCCUUUUAGUUUCGGGGAGUGGGGGGUGGGGAAAGUCGCGAGUACAAAAUCACGGCCCAUCAGUCCCUCCGUGGCCGGUAAAAUCAGUACCGUACUGCCUCGUGCAGAAGUCAACGUUGACCAUCUUCGCCGAGAAACUCAUCCACGCCAUGGGAAUGUGGAAUUGCCCACCACUGAGCCACUGCCGCCCCCCGUUACGAUCCCGGGGAAAGAAAUUUCGACUGAUUUAUUCUGCUGUUGCUGCUGCUGCUGCAGCGCGACAUCGCGUGUCCAACUCGCGUGGGCGGAUCUGUGAACGGGUCGGAUCUGUGAACGUCUUUAAUGAUUAAAAAAAAAACUAAAAUUAACGUGACAGACGCGCACAACGUGGACAAAUGCAGCGCGUGGGUGCGGGCGGUUGAUAACCGCUGAGGGCGGAUGCGCGACCGUCGAAUUCUUUACUUUUGUAUUCUCACGAGGACGGCGACGACGAUGACUACGAUGACGACGAUGGGCCUGUUAUUAUUUAUAUUGUUUAAUGUCACUGUAAGAGACUUGAACACGUGUCUAGGAUGACCACAUUCAUGGGGGGUGGGGGGGGGUUGUUUCUCCACUCGACACAGUAGAUAGGGGAGGUGCGUAACCGCCCUUGCAAAUGGCUCACGACCUCGCCCCUUGCUGGUCCUAAAUGGGGCCUCCACUCGAAAAGAGUUGAAGAGACCCCCCCCCCCAAACUACCCCCCCAAACUACUCCCCCAAACUACCCCCACCCCAGUGCCGGAUUAAGCUAAUACGAGGCCUGUAGCGUAUGUUAUAAAGGGGUCCUAAAUUUUUUUUUUAAACACUUAAAUAUUAAAACACAAAUUUUUUACCUGCACAGUUAGUUAUUGUAACUUUUCAUUUGCUAUACAGCCAUGUAACACGACAAAUCGAUAACCUUAAACACCCAGUCGUUCGUAAAAGUCGAAGGCGGUAUAGUACUAUAGUAAUAGAGCAAGUGCAGAAUCGCUGAACCGGAAUUGAUAGCUUGAAAGCAUUUAGCGCAGGGCCCUUGAAAGUGUGGGGCCCGUAGCUACUACAUAUGUAGUAGCUACUACAUACUGUAUGUAGUAGUAGCUACUACACAUGUAGUAGCUACUACUACAUAUGAAGUAGCUACUUCAUAUAUAGUAGCUACUUGUGCUACGAGGAUAAUCCGGCACUGCACUCCCCCACACCAACCCUCCACCUUCCUCUCUGGAGGGAGGGUAACUUGGUCUAACUCUCCCACGCUGGCUGGACACAUUGGGGAAUGCGUGGGGGGUUACCCACACUUUUUCCCACCACCACCACACGCAAAACUGUCAAUCGUCGAUCGACUGUGGUGUUGCCGCAGAUAAGUGUCGGGUGGACAGACACAGCGGGGGGGAUGGUGGUGGAUUUAAUAAAAUCGAUCGCCCUUUAAACUGCCGCGCCGGGAAAUCGAACCUCCUUCGUGUGGUGUCGCGAGUGCGGCGUGAUGACGUUGUUCUACGGUCAGCGGUGGCGUGUCUUUACAAAGCUAUUGAGCUGAAUUAAUUCGGGUGCUAUUUGAGAGACUCUAUGAAAAUGAUACUUCGUUCGAUAGAUCGUAGCGGUGUAGCGAAAGAGUAUUGCUAGGAUAUUUAGUAAUAAGCACAUCUCGACCAUAACUCACACGUGAAGACAAUGUGGCGAAUCGUCUGUGGUCAAAAUGUGAUGGAUUCAGCAACACGAUGGAGGGGAACAGCUCCCAUCGUUAAGGGUUGCCACCCUGUCCCGGUCUGACCCACCACAGUCCGGGAAUCAGCAUACUGUGUCUGUGUUCGGGUGGCAACAGGAAUUGUUUUGUACCGAGAUCUGCUCACGCCGUUGUGUUCAAACUGCGUCUUACUGCACGCUUUUUGGUAAUUCGCCGCUCGUGCUGACUGAGACGUAGAUUGCCGGGGUUCGGUCUACAGUGGCUAAGGUGGCAUCUCUACCAUGCACAACACCUACUCACUCACUCACCCACUCACUCAACCACCCACUCACCCACCCACUCACUCACCUACUCACUCACCCACCCACUCACUCACUCACCCACCCACUCACUCACCCUGGGUGAGUGAGUGGGUGGGUGGGUGAGUGAGUGAGUUAGUGGGUGAGUCACCCACUCACUCACUCACUCACCCACUCACACAUCCACUCACUCACCCACCCACUCACACACCCACCAAUUGAUAAAUUGUAUUAAUUUUGGCGUGCCGCUCGGUUGCCACCUGUCCGGGUCAAAGCCGGAUAGGUGAACACAGUCAGGGCCAUCCAUGGGGUUGGGUGGGGGGGAGGUAUGGGACCCGGGGCAAAUCAAACUGCGUGGGCCCCCCGACCCCAAUGUGCGGGGCCCGGGGCAGUCGCCCCGAUUCGCCGUGACCCUCGGGCCGGUUCUGACUGCACGAAUUGAUUUGUAACCGAGAUCAGUGUUGCCGAGUUCAACCUUCUCACAGUCGACCGCGCAGUGUUGAUAACAAUAAUGUAACCCAAGUACUGACUGGGAAAUGAGGUCCGGGUUUGGUCUGCAGUGGACAAAAAUGGGUGGCACCCUUACCCAUCUUGCCUUGCAUGCAUGUCAUGUGUCAUGUGACCCCGCCACACACAUUGCAUGUACAUUGCUGUCAGCUUGCCGAGAGACCAGCAGCUCGCGCGAGAGAGAGAGACGAGACAGAGCUGCGUGAACUCACUGGUCGUGUUAUUGCUGCACCAAACCAACGUCAAAACGAACCGAAAACACGUGACCGUCCCAAGUUCGUGCAUUGAAUCGUCAAAUUGGUCGGCUGAUCUUGACUCAACGGUGCUGUCAAGUGAAGUACUACAAAGUAAGGACCGUGUUUUCUCUAUUCACACGUAUACGGUAUGUAACAAUGAGUGACAUUUAUGUGGUUUUCCCCUUUGCGUUAUGGUGUGUUCUAUCGUAUCAAAGUGCCAUUUAAAAAAAAAUUAAAGAUAUGAAAUACGUGC
Lethenteron reissneri (Far Eastern brook lamprey) is the source of this 5572-nucleotide messenger RNA. RefSeq names its product nidogen-1-like. The record is from RefSeq and is a predicted model, not a curated record. NCBI's taxonomy places the organism in Eukaryota, Metazoa, Chordata, Hyperoartia, Petromyzontiformes, Petromyzontidae. Gene Ontology annotation, cellular component: plasma membrane. Gene Ontology annotation, biological process: canonical Wnt signaling pathway. Gene Ontology annotation, molecular function: calcium ion binding; Wnt-protein binding; Wnt receptor activity.